Molecule: messenger RNA, 4896 nt
Organism: Asparagus officinalis (garden asparagus)
Lineage: Eukaryota; Viridiplantae; Streptophyta; Magnoliopsida; Asparagales; Asparagaceae
Exons: 10
Coding region: 78-4238 (1386 amino acids)
Biological process (GO): ribosome biogenesis
Cellular component (GO): nucleolus
Source: RefSeq, a predicted model, not a curated record
ACUCUCCUCUUUUUGCACUAUGUAAAGCUGCAAGGCUUUUAAAAAAUCCUUCCUGUGCUGAUGCAUCAGAUUAUUCUAUGUUCGUUUCUUCUUUAUCUUCACAUAUUUACAUAAAAUCAAUGGGAACUUUGCUUUGCUCACAAGAGCUCCAAGUUGCAAUUUCUAAUGCUAUCAAGUCAAUACCAGAAGGGCAAGCCAGCGGAUUUGUUCAGCAGCUAGAAGUGGACGUGGAAGAUUCCUUACAGUGGAUAAAGUUUAAUCCCUUUGGGUCUGAUGGAGAAAAUGUUACUGAAACAUAUAUUCUAAAUGUCAGCAUAACAUAUUUAGAUAUGCAAACUGAAGUUUUAGGUAGACUUCUUUCAGAGGUAUAUUCAAAUGUGCUGGAUUCGUUAACAAUCACCGCGACCAAUAGCAUUUCAGUUGGGAACUCUAUAAAAAAUUUGAUGGGGACAGUAGAGUUAAGCUUCAUUAAUUUGGUUCAAAGGCAAUCUGGCAGUGUUGAUGAGUUCAUUCUUUCUGUUACGGGGAGAAGAUUAUGUGAUUAUGGAAAGUCAGAAACUGAAAGUGGCAUAUGCAUAAGACCAUUGAGUAUUUCUUGGAUACUUGUGUUUUUCUUCCGCAUGUACAUUUCUUGUAGAAGUUUAUACCGUCAAUUAAUAAGCCUUAUGCCCCCAGUUUCAGCAGUAAAGGCAGCAAAGUCAAUGGGAAGUUGUUUUAUUGUGGCUCACGAAGGUGAUUGGAGAGAGAGACCCGAAUUUAUGGAUGAAGGAUAUUUUUCUUGGAUUGUUAAACCAUCUAUUUCACUUUUAGAUCUUAUCAAGUUUCAUUUAGAAGAUUUUGUUUCAAGUACAGGGUGCCCAUCCCUUCAUUAUGUAAUAUACAUAAUGGCUUUACAGAGGCUCAACGAUUUGAAUCGGUUGAUUCAGGCUUUUGAAUUUUUGCAAAGAAAGGAUGUAAAUGAAUCAAAUGAAAACUGGAAAAGACUCAUCUUGCUCUCAAAGCAGGAGGCAACAGAAAUGGCAAAUUUUUUACUGCGAAGCGGAAAAUUAUUAGAUCAUAAGGGCCACUUAAUAUCUGUUAAAAAUGAUGAACUGGAUGACACUAAGGCUUCAUAUGAAGAUGCCUGGGAUUUGAGUGUUUGUUCUUUGAAUCGGAGGUCAUUGCAUAUUGCAAUUUGGAGGCUUCUUUGUCGAAAUAUCGACAUAUGGUGUGUUCACGCAGCUAAGAAGUACUUAAAGAAAUUCUUGUCUUGUUUGUUCUUUUACUCAAUUCAAGAUGUAAAAUGCUCUGGGGAAGUCAGAAUACAGAGUGUAAAGGGAGUCUCCUAUCAGAAAGUCACAAUGCAUCAUGUUUCAAUGGAAUUUCUAGCCAACAUUGUGUCAUAUGAACAAUCGCCUUUGUGCAAGCAUUUUACAUCAGGUUUUGGCCGUGUUCUGGAGGAAUUGCUGGUUCCUGCAUUAUCUCAUGUUUGUGCAAAUAAGAUGGAUUUGGGAUCACUACCAGAUUGGUCAGAGUUCCUGAGUAUAGUGAAAAAAGAGCCAUUGAUUGGUUUGGAUGAUGGGAUUGUUUCGUUCCAUCAUUCUUCAUUAUUGCCAAAUUCAAACCUUGUUCUCCAAGAUGCAAAAAAUAUGGACCUUAAUGACAGAGAAACAUCUUUCAUGUUGACACUCAGAACUUGCGAAAGCUUGCUUACGCUGUUAUCCACGAUUCCCAAAGUCCAGCUAGAUGCGAAAUCUUUCUCAGUCUAUGCAGCGUACUCGCUGAACCUUGAAAGGUUAGCAGUAUCUUGUUUACUGAAAAACGGCACCAACUCUUCUUUAUGUGAACCCUAUGAGCUUGUAAGACUGUUUAUAUCUUGUAGAAGGGUCAUGAAGUCUCUGGUAUCAUCAUCUCUUGAUGAUAAUUGUGGACCCACAGAUUCUGCAUCUAUUUCUUCUGUGUUUGGUUCUUCAGAUUCUAUUUUGUGGCUUUUGGAGUCGGUUUCUGAAAUAGUUGGAUUGCCACAUGCCUUGUUUGGAGUAACAUAUUCUAGCUGGUUACAAGAUGUGAUUUUUCCCUUGAUAGAUCAUACAUCUUACAUUUUUUUGGCAAUAAGUGAAAAACAAAUGAGUGCUAUAAAGGACUUUAAAAUAAAUGAAAAAAAGUUAUUUAGGGAACAUUCAGUGGACAUUAUGGCUGAGAUAUUGAAGGACCAGGUGAGAAACCUAUUUACUUCCAUGGGCAGUCUGCAGGAGAUCAAACCUGAAGACCGUGUCAGAGUUCUGGGUUGCAGUAGGUUAGCAGUUAUCAUUUCAUGUUUCCAGGGGUUCUUAUGGGGGCUAGUAUCAGCAAUCGAUAGUAUAAAUCAGGACGUGCCUACUGUAAAUCCACAAUAUUCUCGGUUGAUACCUGCAUGUCUCCCUAUACUCUGCGAGUGCAUAACUCUAUUUGAAGAAAUAUUAAACCUGUGCCUCAACCUCUUGACAAGCUCUCAAGCUAUGGUAGUGAUCUGCUCUACAGGUUAUCAUGAUAACAACGGAAAUAGUCCUUCAGAAUGUGCAUUUAGUGAAAGUCCAUUUUGCAAGGAAAAAGACGUGUUACCCCUUGAUACAGCUGGUAAAGCUAACCUUGUUAAUCAAGUUCAGGAAACAAAUUUGUCAAAGCUGAAGAACCUAAAAGGACCUUUGUUAGAAAGCCUAUUGAAAGGUGAAGAUCCUCAAAUAGCAUACACGCUUGGUAAACUCUUUACUGCAUCUGCUGCAAUUCUGAAGCUAAAAGGUAUGUUACGGUUUCCUAGGUCUCUGGGAUCAAAAGUUUCUUAUAGCAAAGUGGCUGUAAAUCCUAUUCUUGUUCUUGAAACUUCCGUACUGAUUCUGAAGGAAAUGGCAGAGAUGGUUGGCAGAAUGGAGCCGGUCUCAUUUGUUUGUUUAGAUGGUAUUUUGACAUUUCUGGAAGCUGUAGGGAGUAGUAAUGGUGAUCUUAAUUUAUCAGAAGAUUUUUAUUCUCAGAUAAUUGAUACACAUCUCAGAGCUAUAGGGAAAUGUAUUUCCCUCCAAGGAAAAUCUGCAACUUUAUAUUCUCACGAGUCUGGAUCAAGUUCAAAGAUGCUGCAAUCUCAUAAUGAAUUAAACAGAAAUGACUUGCAGCUGCUAGAUCAAAUCAAAUUGCGAUUAAAUGCAUUUAAAGUUAGGCUAAGUAUUUCAUUCAAAAAAUUUAUCCUGCCAAAAAAAUUCGAUCUGAUGAUAGCUCUUCAGUUAUUGGAGAGAGCACUUGUUGGGGCACAACCUGACUGCAAUACAGUUCAUGAUUUAACCACUGGCAAUCUGGAUGGUGGAGAAGUCUCCUCAACUGUAGCGGCUGGUUUAAACUGCUUGGAGUUGGUUCUUGAAUCUUUAUCAGGACAUGAGCUUGUGGUUGGAAAAACCUUUAGCUUCAUUAAUGCUGUAUUCAACAUAAUACUUCACUUACAGAAUCCAACAAUAUUUUAUGUAGAUAAGCAGCUAAACUAUAAAGCUGAUAUCAAACCAGAUGCGGGCUCAGUCAUUCUCAUGUGUGUUCAGAUUCUUGCAAGCAUAGCUGGUAAUAAGUCCAUUCAUCUGGAGGCAUGGCAUGUGAGCCAAUGUUUGCAUAUACCAUUGGCACUUUUUACUGGUUUCCAGCAGCUGAAAUAUUCUUUUCCUUCAUCUGAUGCAACCACAUUUUUUGAUAACCGGAAAAUAGAGUCCUCAAGGGAUACGUGUUGCGAUAUUGUAGACCGCAAGUUCUCUGUUGAAUUAUAUGCUUCAUGCUGCAGAUUAUUGUGCACAACUCUCAACCACCAUCAACAUCAUACUGAACAAUGCGUUGCUAUCCUUGAAGAGUCAGUAAGUACCCUCCUUAACUGUUUAGAGAUGGUGGACACCGACUUAAUUAGAGGAAAUGCUACUUUUCUUGGGAACGGAGAGGCAAUAAAAUGUGCAAGUUAUCUGCAGGAGAAUUAUGAGGAGAUAAGAAAUGAAAAGGAUGUGUUUGCGGAGCACUCAUCAUACUUUCUGUCCAAUUACAUCUCCAUGUACUCUGGCUGUGGUCCCCUGAAAGGAGGAAUCAAAAGAGAGGUAGAUGAAGCAUUGAGACCUGGUGUAUAUUCCUUAAUUGACGUAUGCAGAAAAAGUGAUUUUAAACGUCUCCACACUUCUUUUGGUGAGGGCCCCUGCAGAAGUACUCUCAAGACUUUGUUACAUGAUUUUAAUGUAAAUUUUAAGUAUAAAGGGAAAAUCUAAUAAAAAGGAGUCUUUGUCACGAGUUGGAAUCGGCCAAAGCAUCAGCUCAUCUACUUCAAAGCUUAUAGGGUUGGAAAUGCUUUUAGUGCCAAUGGUGAAAAGAUCAUAAGGAAACGUCAUAGCUUGUUUCUGUAGACUAAAGAAGAAUUCAGCUUGAGACCGGAUACAUCAAGAUAAUUAAUUGACCCAGCUGGAUUAAGAAUUUGAAGAAAACUGUAGGAAAAGGAUGGAAGGGGUCUAAAGAAGAUAUUAUGGGCUUCAAUUCAUGUUACCUCAAUCAAAGCAGACCAUAGAAGACAAGACACAAUUUUCCCUCUUGCUUGAGCUCUGCUCCUUAUGCUUCUUGCAGGGUGAAGCCUCCACAAGAGUAAAAAUACUAAUCUUAUUCUCUUUAUAUAGCGAAAGAGAGCGCGGGUUAAAUUCAUAGGAAUGGAGAAACAUAAGUAAGAGGCUCUCUAGUUUCCUUUUUUCCCGUCAUCGCUAUGCUUCUUUGCAUGUAACAUUAAGGUUAUAAUUAAAGCCCUCAUAUUAUCAAUGAUGUUUAUCUGAUGACCGUGUUAGCUUCUACUAUUCCUAUUCCUAGGCAUGCAUAGGGUUUGUUGUUAUAAAUAGCAAAUAAAUGAAUAAAUAAUUGUUAGUUUGUGCUUGUAUGUCUUAA